Messenger RNA from Pocillopora meandrina, 9653 nucleotides. Lineage: Eukaryota; Metazoa; Cnidaria; Anthozoa; Scleractinia; Pocilloporidae. The record is from the annotation of a GenBank genome assembly.
AUGCACUCAGAAGCAGCCAACGUUCUUUCAGGAAUCGGCAAGCUUGGAAGUAUGGUUAUAGAACACUUAAAUACAGCUUUGUUUUAAUUUAUCAUAGGUUAACGUGUUCUGAAGCAUGUUUGUAAGGUCUUAAAGUAACAUUUCACUGAAUCAUGAUAACCUCGUCGUUCAGGGGAGAAGGGACAUUAAGUUGUUAUUAGAGUUGGCACGAGAGGGAAAACUUGAUCGUUAAAAAUGCGAGGGGGAGAGCAAUUGUAAAAUAACUCAAAUUCUUGGAUGUAUCAAUAGUACAAUCAUGACGCAUGUUAUUGUUGAUGGGCUUGCAACUAAACAAUUCAAGUGGACCAAGAGCUGAUUGAAAUUUACUUAACUGUUAAAUUUUAAUGGAAACUGGCUGCUCAUCUCGAUACGAUCAAAACCAUUGUACCAGAAUGGUUUCACCCACAAAAAACAUUUUACAACAUAAUUCAAAAGCACCUGAGCAAUUAUACUUAAACAAUUAUUUGCCUCAGGCUCAUUGAAUAUUGUUCAAUAAUUCCCUUGCUUUUUGGGAUCAGUAUUGGGAUUAUUCAACAAUAUUCACCUCGCCUUUGGGCAAAUUGUUGUGGAAUAUUGUUGACAGAUGCACGGAUGAUGUCAUCACAAUAUUUUUCAUUUUUGUCAUAUAAACAAGCAGAUGUGAUAUUGCUGUGGGUCUCAGUACAGUAACAGAUCACAGAAGACAUCAAAAUGUGGUGAGAACAUCAAUGACACACUCAGCUGUGCCAAUUUUUUGUUCUUAUCAUAUUUUGACGACAUCUGUGACCUACAUGUAUCAUUACACAGAGGCAUGACAACAUGGAAUCUACUGGUAAUUAUGCUCAGGAUGUAGAGAGACUGUGAGACUCUCUAAGUGUCAUGCCCAAGACCAUAACAAAAUAAUCUGACCAGGUCUUCCACCCAGACCUCUGAACCCAGAAUCCAGUGCUCUAACUGAUAAGCCUCUGGAUCUCCCACUUUUUUUGUAUUUUGCCAAGGGCUUUACUGAUAUUUGAUGUGACAGUGAUUUAAUAGAAGAAUUAGUAGAUAGGUAUGGAUUAAAUGGGAAAAAUUGAGAAGAAAAACAACAUUAUUGUCAUUUUUUGUAGGCCAGCAGAAGAGUUCUGAAGGUGGCAAAAAAGGCUAUACUCAAGAGAAAGACCCUCUCUUGGUGGAUAAGGCAACACUACCUGUAGGUGUUCCUGGAGUGUAUUUGUAGUUGAGGGGGUUAUUGGACCAAUAAUUUUAAAAAGGUUUAUAGAUGGCUACAUGAGACAAGCAGAGCAAUGAGUAUAAUUUACACAUGUCUGUGAACAUUUUGUACAGGGUUCUAAUUUUUACUGGUUCUGGUUUCCCUAAUGGGAAGAUGAAACUCUUGGUUGAUAAAUUUUUAGAGAAAGUUGCCAAUUUUGGUGACCAUGCAUUGAAGAUGUUCAGUAUUGUAAAAAAUGUCCUGUUUUGUCAUGUUUGUUUUGUGUUGUUUUCUCAGAGAAGUUAGGGAGAUUCUGAUUAGAGUGGGAAAAGUUAUUGUAGACACAGUGACAAACAAUUUUCUAAGAGUUUAAUUGGCAACUUAAAAAGUUAUUUCUGCCAAUCAUCUUAUAAUUUUAAGACCCCAGAAGGAGAAAUUAAAAAAGAUAGUUGAGCUUGGAGCCCUGCUCAAUGGCACACUUAACUUUGUGUUUGAACAAUAUUACUGAUUUAUUCUUUUGUUAUAGACAGGUAUUUUUGCUGUUCAUGUGUUUGGCUGCCACAAUUUGUACCUUGAUGCAAACUUCCCCCCUGAACACUUUGGAAUAUAUGUCCAAAUAACAGUUGGCUUAAUUACAAAAUGUACUUCACUACAGUUUCCUUUCAAAAAAGGCUGUGUGGUGUGGGAUGAGAUCAAGAAUUUCUCUGUUAUUGUAAGUGCUACAUCUGUUUCAAUGAGUUAAAGUACUUCUUCUGCAUUUUUCCCUCUCCAAAAUUCUGUGAGCAUGUUAAUUCCAGGUUGUUGUAGUCAUGUACUUUUACUGGUAUCUAUACUUUCAUUUUCUGUUAUUCGGUACUCAAUAAGAUCAUCUGUAAAACAGAAUACUUUCUUUUGGUUAAACCUUUAACUCCUAUAACCAACCAAAAUAAAUUCUGUCAUUACAGUAUCAAUACCAUAUCAAGCAAACAAGUGAUGAAAAUUAAGAAAAAUAUCAAUAAAAGGAUUAUUUAACAAAUGUAGAAGCAAUCCUUGCAAUUAUGAAUACUACUUAACUGGUAGUGAAAAUAUGGCCUGAAAAAAUUCAGGCCCAUAUGGGAUUUGAACCCAUGACCUAGCAAUACUGGUACAUUGCUCUACUAACUGAGCUAACAAGCCAAUUGGGAGCUGGUCAUUAUGUUGGUAACAAAUAAAACCUCCAAAUGGUGAAUACAUGACUGUAAAUAUAUGAAAAACAUAUAAUUAUGUGCAUUGUGGUUGAAGAAACAAACAUAGAAGCGAUCCUCGCAGUUAUGAAUACUACUUAACUAGUAGUGAAAAUAGAGGCUGAAAAAACAUUCAGGCCCAUAUGAGUUUUGAACCCCAUGACCUCUGUGAUACCAAUGCAUGGGUUCAAAUCCUGAACAGACCUGAAUUUUUUUUAGGCCUUUAUUAGCGAUUAGAUAAGUAGUAUUCAUAACUGUGAGGAUCACUUCUAAAUUUGUUUCUUCAACCACAGUGCACAUAUAUGAUUUUCAUAUUAUAUACAGUCAGGGAUUAUUUAAGUUGAUCCAAAACCAAUUUCCAAGCCAACAUCAAAAGAAGUGUAUGACAGAUAGUAAGACGAACGAUUUCAGAUCUCAGGAGUGAAAGAGUUCAUUCAAUUAAUUGUAGCACUGUGAUAUAUCAAGAGCCUCGUAAUAAGUAUUUGUAAUGAUCAUUGUGUUUAUAUUUUUACCUGAGGUCUCUCCCAAAGCAACAAGUUUGGUAAAUGAAGUUAACAUUGCUGUCCUGGGGUUUGACAAACUGCAGCCAAUUCCAAAACACAAACUUCUUGGCAAAACUGAGUUUCACAUGCACAAGCUAGCUAAGGUGUGUGAUUCAAGGUAUCUAUUAAAAAAAGAAGUUUGCAUAUCAUGAAAUUUUUCAUUGUGAACAGUGUACAUACUUUUCAAAUUGUGUAAGAUACAGUGAUCUAUUAUGAUGCAAUGAUCAAAUGACAGCAUUUAUUAUAAAUUUAAGGUUGAUUUUUAGGCCAUAAAAGUAAAAUUAUUUUAUCAUUUUUAACUUGUAGAAACAAUGGUCCAUGGAGACAUUUGAGUUACAGAAUAGACAAAAAAAGGUAGAGUAAGUUCUUUGUUAUUAUUAGGAUAGAGGUAUAAUCAGCUAUUUUGUGUUGACUCUUGUACUAUACAAAAUUGGAUAUUAUUUAUCUGUGUGACAUGUUUUUAUAUGCAACUUUGGGCAAAAAUAUUUCACGUAGUGUUCAUAGCCAGGUUAUUUCUGAGAAAAAUAAUUGUAACAAUGAACUUUGCUAUCUUGUGUAAACCAGAAACACUGGAUUGGACCUGAGAAAGAUAGAUAUAGUGUGGCUUUAUGAGUAGAAGAUAUUUAGGAUUGAGAAUGAAGUGCCAGUUCUGCUGGAAACUUUAACCUCAAAGCAAAUUGACUAUUGUAAAGUAUAAACUAAGUUAAGGUUUGUCUACUUGGCUGUCAUACUCUGUUAGAUUUCCUAGAUCAUUUUUGGCCAAUUUUCUUAACCUUUGAUUAGUUAACAGGGCAGGAAACUGGAGCCGUCAAAAUGAGACUAGGACAGAUAACUUUUCUAUUUGGUCUAGGAAAAUUGUAAUCUCACUUGUCUGAUUGGAUUUCCAAAAAUAGGGGAAAAACCUCUUUUUUGUUAGCUGACUUUGGACUAUAGGAUAUGAUACUGUAUUUCAACAUGAUUUAUAUGUUUGCUACCCAUAAAAAUAAUUGCUGCUUACAGAUAGUAAAAGAACCAUAAUUCUGUGUAGUCACAUGUGUUUGAUUACGUUAUGCAAAGUGUGGCUAUUAAAUUCCAAGUGAAUCCUGUUUUUUACCCAGUAGUCAUUCUUAUCAGGUUUUUUCACAAAUUUUAAACUUGUGAUCUAGAUAAGCACUAUCAUGUGACUCUUCUGAAGGAACAAGUGAGUUGAAAAGAAAGUUUCUUGCCCUGCUUUAGAAUGAAUUCCAAGCAUUUCAGUGCUUCUAGCAUCAGGUGACAAUUAGGCUGGUACAGACAGACAUGAGUUAAAUACCAACUGAAAAAUAUUGAAUUCUAUUUUCACAGUAUGCUGGAGAUCUCCAAUUAGAGCUUGCCUUUGCUUAUGGUUUCUAUGGUUAUGGCUUGUGUGAUCAGGUACAUGUACUAGGUAGCCUCUUGUUUUAAAUUUAGUGUGAAUAUUAAUUGUAUAGAAUGACAAUUAGUACCAAAAUCUAGCAAUUUUGUAGAUGUUCUUACAUGCAUUAGGCUGUUGCUAAUGAACAUUCAUUUAAAAUUGAUUUUUUACUGGAAAUAUAACUUAGUCUGCACUACUUACCAUGAUAAUGUUACUUAUUUCACUAAAAAUACUAACAACUGUUAUGUAUUGCUUACAAUACUAACAUUUCUUACUUAAUUUACUUGUUUAUUUAAUAUAUUUUACAUACCAAUUGCAAAUGAAUGCUAACAUUAUUUAUUAACACAACUGAAAUUACUAACAAAAUUUACAUUGCCAUUAAUGCUUAUUUAACAUGACUAGGAAGUCUACAUAUUUAUUAACUAACUAACAACACCAGUUUAUACACAAUACUUGUGGCAAACAAUAAUUAUUUCCUGUUCAGCUUACUUUUCAUAGAGCAGCAAGGCUGUAUUCCAGACUAAAGUAUCGCUGUAAUGAGCCAAGAGUUUGCCAAGGGGUUGGGAAUUGGUUCAGCUGGACUCUUUACGCUAAAAUUACUGGUCUUUCAAGGCCCUAACCUCCACUACUUAUCAUACUUAUGUUAUGCAAAAGGGAUCAUUGUAUAAUAGAGGCCAGUGACUUGCACCAUAGCUUCAGCUGACUACAAAACCUUCCUAUUUAAUGAAUAAAAUUUGCCUUAAAAACAUAUUAUAUUAUAGCUGGAAAGUCAUCAUCCACCCAGAUAUUAUUUACAACAAAGUGCAUUUCCACACUUGGAACUUGCCCCACGUGGCUCAGGCAACAGUUCAGGGUAGUGUACAGAUGAACUUAAGAUAUAAUUGUAGAUAAUGAGUGUAGCUUUAUUACUGGAGAAGGUUUAGAGUAGAAUGGAUCCCAAAAUUAGCUAGCAAUGGUUUCUUUAGUAUGGUCAGUAUAGAUAUGAAUAGUUCAAGAUUGUGCUUUUGGUGAACCAGAAAGACAGGCUGAGCUCAAAAUUUGCCUUCUUAUAAAUGAUAGACUCUGACAUUUCUGUUACCAGUUUUUUAAGGAGGCUGGUGAGAAAUGAACUUGGUAUAUGACCAAGCUGGCAAGCAGUUUAUAGAACUAAAGAAGACAAACAAAUUAACUGUCUGUGGCCGUAAGUCAGUGUAACAUCCUACAAAAUAGAAAAAUUAUCACAACUGCAGUUCAAAUCCUUUUGGAGCUGUACUCUGAUUUUUCCUCAGUCCCAUACUCCUGAGACAUAUCAGUGCAUUCCUGGAAUAAAUGUUUUGUUUUUCCAAACACUCUCAACAGCUGGACUGACAUCUGUUACAUUGCUAAAUCAUUUGCUGUUGUUGGUACUCUCUUGGGUUUAGCAAAUACAGUUCUAAAUUAACUUGCACAACUUUUUUUAUAUAUAAUUUCAUUCUUGUUAUACAGUAUUUUGUAUGUUUUAAAUUCUAAUUUUCAAUGUGUCAAAUGAAAUUUGGUCAAAAACACUCCCCCAUGCCUUGAUUUAAUUACACACAGCAUUUGAAAUUCAAUAUUUCAACUGUUAUCCACAUCCACAUGAAACCUGAGCCAUUCCCAAAAGCAACCACCACAUUUGGUAAAGCAUCUUGUUUGGUUAUUUCAGAAUUAAUUUUACUCCUACAAAAGUGCCACACCCAAGUAUGAUCACUUUCAAAGAGAAAAUCAUAGACUUGGAGCCAGAAUUCAGCCCAUAUUAUAGUAAGUUUGUAGGUACCCCUGUGAGUCAUGAGUGUUAUUAUCUCUUAACCCUUUAACUCCCACGAUCUGCUUGUUAAUUCUCCCUUUUCGUUGCUGCACAUUUUUCUUAGUUUAGCUGAGAAAAUUUGGUGUUACAUCAUAAGAACAACUUGUACCUAAUGAGUUUGAGUAUCUAAUCACCUGUUUACUGCAUAAUGUGUGAUUUAUUCAGGGAGAAGUUACUUGUCAAUCAUAUCUAGAAGUAAGAGUUAAGAAAGGUUACAUGGUGUUCUUUAGCAACAAAACACUAUAAGGUCUGAUUAUUUAAAUAAUGUUUAUAUGUUGUUUAACAAAACCAUGCUCUAAAAAUCCUCAAUUUAGCUGAACCUUUUAUGUUAAAAGUUAUUUUUGUUCAAAAUGUCAAGAGGGCUGAAAGCCAACAGUGGAGGGACAUCUAGAGAAAGCUAAAGUUAGGCAAAAAAACUACAAUCUUUGGAUCUUAACUAAUUAAAACACUUAUAAAUAUUGACCUUCCUUGCAGCUAAAACAAACUUCAUGCCAACUGACAUCAAGUCAAGACCUCGACUUCGGCAAAAUAUGACAAGGUAAAAACACAUCGAUGUAUAGUGACUGUCAUAAAAAUACACCUCUGUAUAAGUGUUAAGAAAUGCCAGGGAUUGAUUUAGGAUUUUCUAUUAACGAUAUAUUGGUACAAGUACAUGUUUGUAUAAUAACUGCUUUAUUAGAGCAAUGUGGAAAUGUUAGCCCACAUGAGGGUUAACACCUUCUAGUAUUGUAAAUAUUGUUUAUACUGUACUUUGUGCCAACAUUAUUCUAUGGCUUUUUGAUUCACAUAUUUCAAUGAUCUUCCAUGGGGGCACCUUUGUGAAACAUGGUAAAGAACUUGUUCUUUCUUUGAUUCUCUCAGUUUUUGGAAUUUUGGUUUUGUUUUGUACAUUCUCUAGUUGGUUAUACAGUUGAGGAACAGCUGAUUAUCUUAGCUGUAUCACAGGAAUUAGCGUAGUUCUUUAAUAUUAUUUUAGAUUGAGUCAGAUGUAUUCCGAGUAUUCUCAAAUGACCUCAAGAAGUAAGAGAAUCAGCUAUUUGGAAAGGCUUCUUCAGGAGAAGGUUUGUUGUGUGAAGAACUAAACUGAAACAUGUUUUCUUAGUUAUUUUCUUAAGUUUUUCUUAGCAACUUCAAAACAUCAUCUCCUUUGGCUCAUGAGGCAAUUUUUACAUUUAGGACAAAAAAAUAUAUUUUAGAAUUCACAACAAAGCCAGAGUGACUAGACUCAACAGUGCUAAUAAUUGACACAUAAAAAAGCAAGAAAUGUAAGAUGCAAAGAAGAGGAAAAAUUCUUAUCUUACCUGUAAUAAUCUUUAUUGAACUAAUUGCUGACAGAUAAGUGGAGGAUAGCUGAUUAGGAAAUUCUGGUACCCAAAAGUUACAAGCACUAAGUACCAUUUACAGCUUUGAUUAACUAGAAGACAUUGAUAACCCUAGUACUAACCAAGCCUAUCACCAAACUUCAUUUAAUUCUUGAUUAUAAAUCUUCAAACCUUGAACACCCAUAAUCAAACUUUGACAGAAAAAUGGAAGACAUAACCAAGGUUUGUGAAACAACCAUUUGGGUAGUGUUCCUGUUUGUUUGUUAUUUCCUUGGUCUUUAGGAUAAACAUGGUGCUGUAACUGGAGACCAAGAGAGUGACUCUGACUUGACUGAAGAAAAUGUUGGUGAUGUAACUCAGUUUGGUCUGACAGAAGCACUUGCUCAGAUGGCAAAUUUGACCUUCUCGGCCACAACACCUGGUAAGCUAUUUUCUGUUAGUCUUCAGUUUUUUCAAAGAUCAAAUCAAUUUUCAAUUAAUUUUUUUGGAUAUGUUAACUGUACCAUUAGUCUGCUUUUGAAGAUAUCAUUUUACUUGUUUAGUAGAAAAUAGGUAUUUUGUAAUCCUUCCUCUGUAUCUCAUUAGUUGCUUAAGUCUUAAUUGAGCAUAAAUUGCAUUAGUGUGGUAGUACAAGAUGUUCAACAAUUAAAGGUUCAUACCUUUCAAGCAAAUUUGAUUAAAGCCUUUGACUCCUAUGAGUGACCAAGACAGAAUUCUCUCCUUGUAAUGUCAAUAUUAUAUCAAGCAGACAAGUGAUGAGAGUAACGAAAAGUACAAUUAGGGGAAUUUUAGUUUAUCCAUUACCAAAUUUUUCAAACCAAAAUCAUAACAUUGUGACUGAAAAUCCUUGUUGAGGGGAGUCUCAAUAAAGUUUGUAUGUAUGUAACAAUUGUAUAGCAGACAAUAGGGAGUGAAAGGAUUUUACAGGGACCAUGGUACACUUCUGCAACAAGAACAUUCAACUAUUUGCCCAAUUUUCUUCGAUAAUUCUCACCUAGCUUGGAGUUUUAGAGAUAAUUCAUCUGACACUGGUCACUAGUUUCCUUAUUGUAGUCUUGCUUAUUUCAUAACUGAUACAAGAUGCUGAGAAGCAGAUGUCUCAAGGUUCACCAGCUGUUGAUGAAGUAUCAGAGGUAUUUACACCGUUGUAUCCCGUUCGAUCCAAAUUCGUAUUUUUUCUUCCUUUUCAACAUGGUGUGGUGGGAGGGGGGGCUACUGAUUCAUAUUUGUGAUUGUGAAACUCACAAUUUGACGUAUUUGCUGGCACAUGUUCCUAAACCCCUUUCUCUCAGGUGUGCUGUACUUCUCUUAUAGAGACUUCCUGUCUAUUUUUGCCUUUUCAGUUGCGUUUUGUUGUUUGGGACUUUUAGGAUCGGGUCUAAACACUUGUGAUGUUCUUUGUAUUCGCUGUCCGGUAUGAGCUCAGUAUUAAGGGUGUCAUACCGUAUGGGUCCUGUGACACAUCUGUUUAGUGAUAACCUACAGUGGAGCUUUCCAUAUGCAAGUUUGAGGAGGGCAACAAAAGCGUUCAUUUCAGUUUGGGGGAAAUCAUUAUUUUAGUAUUUUUAAACUAAGAAUUCGAUAAAAUGUGCCUGAUAUUUCAUCUUAUCAUAGAAUAGUGAAAGCGUGGAGAUCCAUAUGGGUUUGGUUUUGUCGCUGAUAGAGUAAAAAUUGAGGAGAUUCAAUUCCAAACUGCAGUUGAUCACUACCUCAAUUUAGUCAUAAAAAAAGCCACCAUUACCGAAUCUCAAAUGUCUCUACCUGCACUGUUUGUCGUGAAAUUUGCUAUCGAUUCGUUUAAUGUGAUACAGAUGGACGCAUCACCAGAUGAUGAUACGCAAGACAUAGACAAUGAAGACUAUAUUAAGGUAGCUGCCGCCGCUCGUGGUCGCCGAUCAGCUGUUGAUGCGCGUAGGCCAUCGCAGAAAAUGAGACCAAGUAUAGACAGACGACCUACAUUCUAAUGUAGCUGGUUCAUGAUUUCGUCGUUCUCUUUCGCGGUAACCUCUGGAUUUCCUCCUUUAAACAACGGUCCAGAAAAUGGCAUUAAAAAAAAAGCAAACCAUCGACGUCGAAUUAUUGUAUUUCGGUUGUAUUUUUAAAGACGUUUUUAAAAGGAAAGAAUCGUUUAUAAAAUUGCUGUGGCUUUUUUCAGUGUUAAACUGCAUAAAUAAUUCUAUUUAUGUUCAAUUUUUCAAUUUGGC